Molecule: messenger RNA, 1550 nt
Organism: Amaranthus tricolor (Joseph's coat)
Lineage: Eukaryota; Viridiplantae; Streptophyta; Magnoliopsida; Caryophyllales; Amaranthaceae
Exons: 9
Coding region: 45-1367 (440 amino acids)
Biological process (GO): tRNA pseudouridine synthesis
Molecular function (GO): pseudouridine synthase activity; RNA binding
Source: RefSeq, a predicted model, not a curated record
CUACACUUACUAUAUCCUUCAAAUUUCAAACAAUCUUCUGAGUUAUGCAGAUAGUAAGACCAACUUUUAUAGCGUCAAUUCGGAAAACUCCCAAUUGUCCAUUUGCUCGAACUUCAUUAAUGGCAACUCUUGAAGAAACUACUCCUAAUACUAAAGUUCACCAUCACUACGCUCACACUGAUCCUUGUAAGGAUUUGCGAUGGACUUCGAGGGAAAGCUACCAGUUUAUGUAUAAUAAGCCUUGGAAAGCAGUUAAUGAUUUCUAUUAUGAUUUGGUAAAUGGGUGCUCUACUUUGGCUGAGCUAUUUAGUCUCAAGGAUGAGGAGGACACUUCGAGUUCUGGUAUCUUUGCUGUUGAAAACUGUCUCCCUGAAGAUAAAUCUGGAAGAUGGGAAAGAGUGACAUUCAAAAUAUUAGUCUCCUAUCACGGGGAGUACUUUGAUGGUUGGCAGAAGCAACCUGGAUUGAAUACUGUUCAAGGAUUGGUGGAGAGGUCCAUUGGGAUAUUUGUUGAUGAAAGGAAAGCUCAACAACUGAAAGCUAAGGGUUUACCUGUUGAAGGGAUGGCGGUUGUUGCUGGUCGUACAGACAAAGGGGUUACAGCACUUAACCAAGUUUGUUCAUUCUAUACUUGGCGGAAGGAUGUCAGAAUUGAGGAAAUUGAAAAUGCCAUUAAUAUGGCUGCUCCUGGAAAACUUCGAGUUGUAUCCGUGUCUCAGGUAUCACGUGCUUUUCAUCCAAAUUUUUGUGCCAAAUGGAGGAGAUAUCUCUACAUAUUUCCAUUGGAGGAAGGAGACUGCAGGGAACUGAGACCUAAAAAAGAGACAGACAUUAUCUGCUCUGAAAAUGGUCAGAACUUGGGUAGAAAUGAAAUAAAUGAAGAUAACACAGAGGAGGAAUCAAAGGACCCUCAUGAUGAUGAACUGGAUUUGGUAAAUAAACCAACGAGCUUCUCUGUCAGGAGAGUUGAUCAACUUUUACGACAGUUGGAAGGGAAGUUACUUUCCUAUAAAAUGUUUGCCCGAGACACCAAAGCUGCAAGAAACACUGGUCCUCCAACAGAGUGUUUUGUCUUUCAUGCUCGAGCAGCUGAAGCUAGAAUACCAUGCUCUAACAAGGAUCACGUAGAUGGUGCGAAAGUUAUGUGUAUCGAGCUUGUUGCCAACCGUUUCUUAAGAAGGAUGGUUCGUGUUCUUGUUGCAACUGUAGUCAGGGAAGCCGCUGCAGGUUCAGAAGAGGAUGUUUUACUGAAACUAAUGGAAGCUACUUGUAGACGGGCUACUGCCCCGCCUGCACCGCCUGAUGGUCUCUGCCUAGUUGAUGUUGGAUAUUCUGAUUUUGACCCUGAAAAAUGUUUCAUUCAUUGAAUAAAUUCUUCCACCAUUACUAUAUUGAUAUGUUGUAGAAUCCCUUUUCGCCGCUCAAUCACUUGAUUACUGUAAGAACGAUAAUUGAAUAUGAUUAUUGAGGAAAAUCAAUUUGACAUCAACAUGUCUUCUUUGGAUGGUUUAAGAAUUUAUAAAGCUAAUAGAAAAUUAGAUUUUGUCUCA